GUGAGCUUCAGUCAGUGCCGAUUAGGUGAUUACCAGUCUACACCGGCACCUGGCACGGAUAAACUCGCGGCUUGACAAGCAGAUAUGUCGAAACUGGAACAGGUCCUAAUUCUUGAUCCGCCAAAUGAUCUCAAAUUCAAAGGGCCCUUCACAGAUGUCGUGACCACAAAUCUUAAACUUAAAAACCCCUCGGACAAAAAAGUAUGCUUCAAAGUGAAGACGACAGCACCACGCCGAUACUGCGUACGACCAAACAGUGGCGUCAUAGAACCAGGUGCCACGGUGACCGUCUCUGUAAUGCUCCAGCCCUUCGAUUAUGACCCUAACGAGAAGAGCAAACACAAGUUCAUGGUCCAGACCAUUUUUGCGCCAUCCGGCAUAACAGAUUUGGAGGCGAUGUGGAAAGAGGCCAAACCUGAGGACCUUAUGGACUCCAAGCUGCGAUGUGUCUUCGAGCUGCCCUCUGAAAAUGAUAAGAUGAACGACACAGUCGAUGCUACCAAAGCCACGACUACCUUUAACACAUCCAAAGUGGAUGGCACGUCUGCGGCCAAGCCCAACAGCGUGGACGACACAGAGAUAAAGAAACUGAUGGAGGAGUGCAAAAGGCUGCAGGCAGAAGUGGGCAAACUGGGAGAGGAGAACAGGCAACUUAAGGAUGAAGGUUUGAGGAUGAGGAAGGCCCAUCGCUCAGACAACAUGGUGUCCAGCUCGGGAGCCAUGGUGGGGAAGGACCAGGGCACUAAGUCCCUGCCCUCCCUUCUGGUGGUCAUCGCCGCCAUCUUCAUUGGCUUCUUCCUGGGCAAGUUUGUCUUGUAGGUGGAGAAUGCCGGCGCCUCCUCCCCACUCCUCCCAGUGUCUCGGGGCCUGAAGUGAGACGCACGUGCUGGUCGACACUGUCACACCAGUGCUAGAACGUGGCCUAUUGCAACGAUAAGCGUUUGUGUACAGAAUCAUAACAAACGGGCCUUGCCUUUCUCCGGUUUUCUUUUCCUUUCCUUUUUUAUUCUUUAUCUUUUUUUUUGUUUGUUUUUGGGAGGGGGAGGAAUCUCACACGGUUAGCGCACACACACACACACACGCAAACACAUCCAAAUGUGCAAAAAUGAAAAUGAAGUCUCUUUGUCUCUCC
This is a messenger RNA of Chanos chanos (milkfish), 1132 nucleotides long. RefSeq names its product VAMP (vesicle-associated membrane protein)-associated protein A (gene vapa). Gene Ontology annotation, molecular function: FFAT motif binding. The transcript is spliced from 6 exons. Gene Ontology annotation, biological process: neuron projection development. The coding region runs from base 85 to 819 and encodes 244 amino acids. Gene Ontology annotation, cellular component: plasma membrane; endoplasmic reticulum membrane. NCBI's taxonomy places the organism in Eukaryota, Metazoa, Chordata, Actinopteri, Gonorynchiformes, Chanidae. The record is from RefSeq and is a predicted model, not a curated record.